Messenger RNA from Lachancea thermotolerans CBS 6340, 258 nucleotides. It is a transcript of the gene BOL2, whose product is annotated as Bol2p. Gene Ontology annotation, biological process: intracellular iron ion homeostasis. The transcript has a single exon. The record is from RefSeq and is a predicted model, not a curated record. Gene Ontology annotation, molecular function: 2 iron, 2 sulfur cluster binding. The coding region runs from base 1 to 258 and encodes 85 amino acids. Lineage: Eukaryota; Fungi; Ascomycota; Saccharomycetes; Saccharomycetales; Saccharomycetaceae. Gene Ontology annotation, cellular component: nucleus; cytosol.
AUGUCGGUAAGUCAGCAAGUAAUCAAAGAUAAGCUCCAAGCAUCGAUCGGUGACAUAUACCACAUUAUCAUCACUGAUACCUCAAAUGGCUGUGGUCAAUCAUUUGACGUGAUAGUGGUCAGUGACACCUUCGAAGGUAAGAACAAGUUACAGAGGUGCCGAUUGGUUAAUGGAGCGCUAAAGGAAGAGGUGGCUCAAAUCCACGCCUUUGGUUGCAAGUGCUUCACUACAGCUGAGUGGUCCAAGUUGGUAGUUUAA